UGGUCGGGAUCCCGGCUGGUGGGCGGAACUGGAGGAGCGAAAACUUCGGGUUUGAGCCCGGCCGGACGAGGAUCGUCUCCGCGUCGCCGAGCCUUGAGCCAUGGGGAAGCUGCUGACGGUCGCCCUGGUCGGGAUCGCCGCUGCCUUGAUCGGGGAAAGGCUGGUGGCCUUCCGGCAUAGACUCCGUGCCUCACGAGAAGUGAAAACAAAGCGGCUUCCAAAUUGUCACCUGAUUAAAGGAAUAGAAACUGGCUCAGAAGAUAUUGACAUACUCCCUAAUGGCCUGGCUUUCAUUAGUACAGGCUUAAAAUACCCUGGUAUGCAAAGCUUUGCACCUGAUAAAAGUGGGCAGAUACUACUAAUGGAUCUCAAUGAAGAAAAUCCUCAACCAGUGGAAAUGAGAAUCAGUCGUGGGUUUGAUCUGGCUUCUUUUAACCCCCAUGGAAUUAGCCUAUAUGUUGACACAGACGAUACUGUGUACCUUUUCGUUGUAAAUCACCCACAACACAAGACAGUAGUAGAGCGCUUUAAAUUCAUGGAAGAUGACAAUUCUCUCUUGCAUCUUAAUACCAUCAAACAUGAACUCCUGCCAAGCGUGAAUGACAUUGUGGCUCUGGGUCCGGAUAGUUUCUAUGCCACCAACGAUCGUUAUUUCCCAGAGCCCCCCUUGCACUAUUUGGAGAUGUUCCUGGGUUUAACGUGGACAAAUGUUGUCUACUACAGCCCUAAAGAAGUAAAAGAAGUGGCAGCGGGAUUUAAAUUUGCCAAUGGCAUUAACAUUUCACCUGAUGGAAAGUACGUCUAUGUUGCGGAUGUGAUGGAUCGUAACAUUCAUGUCUUUGAAAAGCAUGAGAAUAGAAGUUUGUCUCUUUUGAAGGUUCUGCAGUUGGAAACUCUAGUUGACAACAUAUCAGUUGAUCCUGACACUGGAGAUAUUUGGGUAGGAUGUCAUCCUAAUGGCAUGAAGCUCUUCCGUUAUGAUCCAGAGAACCCUCCUGGCUCAGAGGUUCUCCGCAUCCAAGACAUCCUUUCUGAGAAGCCUACAGUCACCCAAGUAUAUGUGGAUGAUGGUUCAGUAAUUCAAGGGAGUUCUGUUGCUACAGUGUAUAACCAGCAUCUGCUUAUUGGCACUGUCUUUCACAGAGGCCUCCACUGUGAGCUGUAGCAAACUCAUUGCAGACUUUGUCACAGUGGGAAAGGUCAAAGAUAAUCUGAGCCAAAUUCCCUGCCGAGUUUACAGCCCUGAUAUCUGACUUCAACCUCUAUUGCAAUCGACUUGUUCUGGCCAUUUCCAUUUCAGUUCCAAGAAGGAAGUAACAGAAGAACUAUUUUUUUUUUUAAAGGAAUACGGUGAUAUGGAAGAAAUGUUGGGUUUUUAUAGUUGCACCACUAUUUAACAAAGAACUUCAAAUUAUUCCUACCUUCAUAUGGUAAUUGAUCUAAAAUUGCUUUCUCUCAAUUUCUUUUCAAUGGCCAACUAUGAUUUCGUUUUGAUGAAAACAGUGAAAAUGACUACAGUAAAUUGGUGCUAAAACAGUU
Messenger RNA from Pogona vitticeps (central bearded dragon), 1539 nucleotides. Its product is annotated as serum paraoxonase/arylesterase 2. The record is from RefSeq and is a predicted model, not a curated record. Lineage: Eukaryota; Metazoa; Chordata; Lepidosauria; Squamata; Agamidae. Gene Ontology annotation, cellular component: extracellular region. Gene Ontology annotation, biological process: response to toxic substance. Gene Ontology annotation, molecular function: arylesterase activity.